This is a messenger RNA of Strigops habroptila (Kakapo), 2546 nucleotides long. RefSeq lists its product as uncharacterized. NCBI's taxonomy places the organism in Eukaryota, Metazoa, Chordata, Aves, Psittaciformes, Psittacidae. Bases 1642 to 2526 code for a protein of 294 amino acids. Gene Ontology annotation, biological process: oligosaccharide biosynthetic process. The transcript is spliced from 9 exons. The record is from RefSeq and is a predicted model, not a curated record.
GGUUUUGGUGUCUGAGAAGCUGGAUUGUGAGAAACGGUCUCUAGGUUCGGGCAGGCCUCGGUCAGCCACAGCAGUGAAGCAGCUGUUUAUUUCACGUCUGUGCAGAACCGCGUCUCCUGGCAAGUCGGCACACACAGCAAAGGCAGAACUUUGCGUGCGAUCUUGAAACGCAAGAGCGGGCAGCAGAGAGGCAGUACGCACAUGGAGUUUUGGGUGGCCAAGCGAGGUCUUUAGAUCAGAGGAAGAUUCAGGUUGUGUCCUUGUAAAGCCCCCCUCUGGGUCUUUUUCAAGCUCUGCGUCUCUCCCCUUCGAGCUUUUCUGGAAUGAUUUCAGUGCUCUGUGCCUCAGUUUCCCUACCCGUAAACCAGGAAGAACAGCAAUUUUCCUCCGCUUCUCUGGGUUUUCCAAUUUACUCUUUUUGUUUACCCCCCUCUAUGUUUCUUUGGAAAGCAGCUACCACUAGUAAAUACUAACGAGUCCUUUUCAGUCUCAGGUUUGAGUCAGCUACAGAGGCAUCAGCCAUUCUGUGCAGCAGCAAAUAGAGUGUGCUCGAGUCCUUCAGAGACAGUAAAAAAAGGGUACAAAGGAAAAUAGGGGGAGACAACAAAGUCUAAAGCCAUAAUGAAAGAGCAAACUGCAAACGAGACCCUCCGGCAGAGCGACGGGGCUGCGGUCCCAGGGGCAGACGCACAUGCUCGCGUGACAACUGAGGCCAUUAAAGUAAAGAGUGCCAAUUUUAGCUAGAAUGAAAACUCCCAAAUCUGUUUCAAAAAAGGCGUAUGUGAGGUGGGUGCUGUAAUUAAUGGCUUUUAUAUAUUAGUUUUCUCUAUCACACCUACUAUUCAGAAUACAGAAAAAUUAGUAGAAGUUUUAGCGGUUCGUAGGCAGAUAUGUUUAUAGGAGUGAGCGCAGCCAGAACUGUUGGUGUUCAGUCUGUAUGUUCAGGUCAGUGUAAAAUGGUAUGUUUGGAGGUGUACAUGCUCUAUUGCCAUUCCUAUUACUGAACGCGGUUGGUAACGUUUGCUGUGAGCAACUGAUGAUGUUACAUUGUGUGGCUCUUUUUGUUUGCUGUUUUCAGUAAGGCAUACUUACUCUUCUGUUUUCCUGUUUAUGCCUCCCUUUUUCAUGUUAUUCACUCAUUUUACAGUUUGAAGGACAUCGAAGGACUUGGAUGAUUUCUGCUUGGACUUGAAAGCGAGAAAAAGCCCAACAAAGCAUGGCAAGCCAACAGCAAAUACAGAGCAGGCAUUUUAAUGGGUGGAAAGAAUCUGACUCCCAAAAAGGGAGAGUGAAAGACCUGAAAGAGAGUCAGAAGGGCAUAAAACUCGCACCUCCACAGAAUCUGAGAGAGCCAAUCUCCAGAGGCAGUCCAGACUUGCUUGUUAGAAGGAGAGAAAGAAGCUGUGAAAAAAGUACAGAAAACAAAGUGCCAACUGUGGCAUUACAACAAAGUGCAGAGGUAGAAUCAGAUAGCUUGGAUGGUGAAUUUGAAUCGUUGAUAGAACAGAUAAGGAAACGAAGUAUACCUCAAAAACCUGCGUUAAGCACAAAUAAAACUGUCCACCAGGCAAGCACAAGAGGGAUUUUAAAUGGAGGACGUAAACCAGCAACCUCCCCACACACAGUGGGCUGUUCAUUGCAAUGAUUGUGAGUCUGCUCUUCCCUGUGUUAUUGUGGUUCACAGCUGGGGUUCUCUUCUGGAUUUUCAUCUUUGGUGUGAUUGGAAUUAUAGGUUAUGGCAUCUGGCAUUGUUACUGGGAGUACAACCAUCUGAAAGGAAUACCUGGAUCUGUCCUCACUGUUUAUGAUACUGGAUUCCAGAGGGACUUCAGAGUGUGCCUGCAGCUGAGGCAAACAUGGUUAGCAUUUAUGAAGCUGCCACAGGUGCUGCUGGUGCUGGGUGCCCCCAGCGGGGCCGGGCUCAGCGUCCCGGGGGUGCCGCUGGAGCUGCUGGUGCUGGCCAGGAGUGUCGCCUAUGGCUGCUCCAGGGCCUUCCCCUUCAGGGGCUCUGCUGGUGGCUGGUUAAGGGAUGUUACUGGGCACCCUCCUCUCCCCCCAUACCACCCCCGGGCUCAUCACCUUCCUCCAAGCAGCCAAUCUGCCCAUCAUCAUCCUCAGCAGGCUCCUUUAAGCCACCACCAACUACAGCCAAGGCCACACGGGGCAGCUCUCGGGGGUCACCACCACCCUCCUGUUCGGGGGAGCCGGGUGCAGGUCUUCACUUCCCUUCAGGUGAGACCCCUCCACCUUGGACCCCCCAAAUCCCCUUUUCCACCCCCCGCAAUGUUCCAUCUCCAACAGGAGACGGAGGACCCAUUCCUGACCCUGACCUUUGCCACGUCGGCCGCCUGCAAUGGGCUCCUAUUGGGGCAGCUGCUGUAUUAUGGGGGGGGGCGGGGGGAGACCCCAAACCUCCCCCUCACCGCAAGGUGGACUGACCCGGAUCCCCCCAUACCCCCCCCAAUGGAACAACCCGUGGGGGGGUUAAAAAGGGGGUUUUUGUGGGGUAAAACAUCCCCCCAUUAAUAAAAUGGGUUUUCACUGGU